AUGAGUUAAUACUUAGUUAACAAUAAUAGUUAAGGUUUCUAUCAAAUGAGCAAUUAAAAAUAGCAAGAAAAUAUAGGAGAAGGGAUAUAAAUUGUUAGGAUUUCUCAAGAGAGAUUUUAAACAGAGUUUAAUAUUUAUUUGAAAUUGUAUUAGAAUAGAUGUUUAAAUGUAAUAGAAAUAUUAAACAUAAACGAUUAUGAUGUCAUAAUUGAAGAAUAUUCAAUGACAUUAGAUUAAUUUAUUCAAAAAAGGCAAGAGAUAGGAUUAAUUUUUUCAAAACAAGAAAUCCAAUUAAUAAUAGCCUAAAUUAUAAAUGGUUAUUAGCAUUUAAGAUAAUUAGGAAUAAUUCAUAGAAAUUUAACUCCAUAAUCAUUACUUGUAAAAUAAAUAAAAGGAAAAUAGAUUAUAAAAGUAAUCUAUUCAAUAAAUUGUAGUUAUCAGAUUUUAGUUUAUCUACAAUAGCAAAUAAUUAAGAAUUGCCAAUAAUGACAAGAAUUAGUAAUUCAAAAUAUUUGGUUCCUGAAAAAGGAUAGGAUAUGUAAUGUGAUAUUUUUUCAGUAAAUUUUAAUUUAAUUCUUUAGUUGGGUCUUAUCUUAUACUAAUUAUGUUUUUAAUAAAAAAUUCCUAAUACAAUAAACAAUCAGGUGGAAUAAUAAAAAAUUAUAAAGGAUUUAAAGUAGAUAUAACUAAAAUGCCAAAAAACUGGAGAUGUUGAUUUAGAUUUGAUUGAUUUGAUUGAGUAGAUGUUAGUCAUUGAUCCUUAAAAGAGGAUUAGUUGGGAUGAACUUGCUCGUAUUCCUAAAUUUUAAUAACCUUAUAAACUAUUAAAUAAAAGAUACUUGAUAGAUUUUACUCGUUAAUUAGGGAGUGGUAUGUAAGGAGUGAUAUAUUUAACUAUUGAUUUAAAAGAUUAUUUAGAAGUAUGUGUAAAAGUUAUUGAUAAUACUUCUAUUGAGGGAAAGAGAGAAAUUUAAGUUUAUGAAAGGUUAUAAGGGAAUGAAUAUUCAGAAAAUAUUAUUUAAAUAAUAGAUUGCAUUACUGAUCAAAAUUAGUCUUUUGUUAUUAUGGAAAAAUGUGAUGAGAAUAUUAAAUAAUAUUUUGAAAAAUAAACUAUGAUAAAAGAGGAAGAAAUUUUAGACUUUUUAGAUUAAAUUAUUAGUGGCUAUAUAGAUUUAUAAAAUAAAGGAAUAAUACAUAGAGAUCUUAAACCAGAAAACAUCUUGAUCAAACAUGAAGUAAGAAAAAAGAAAGUUAAAGUAGUUAUAAUUUAUCAUAUAUUAUAUAGAUUAUUGAUUUUGGAGUGAGUAAAUUACAUAAUCCGAAUGAAUUAGCCAUUACUGUAGCUGGUACUCCAAUCUAUUCAGCUCCAGAAGUACUUACACUAACUGGAAAAGGUUAUACAGACAAAUGCGAUAUUUAUUCUGUAAAAUAAAUUGCAAUAUGUAGUUAGGAACUAUGCUUUAUUAAUUUGUAUUUAAAUCACCAUAUUAUUAUGCAAAUUCAAUAGAGGAAUUAAGAAAAUUUUAAUAACAUUUAGAAAAAAAUCCAUUUACUUGCAAAUAAAAAUCUAGUAUUUUAUUAUUUUUAUUGUAGUUUUUAAUAAAUUAAUAGAAAGAAUGUUAAUAUAUGAUCCAGAUCAACGAAUAUCUUGGAAUUCUUUAAAAUAUGAAGUGAAAAAACUUAUGGAUAAAUCUUCAAUCAAGGUAAAAGAAAGAGAAUCUAUUUUACAUGAAAAUAUACCUCCCUCUAUUUUAAGAUAUUUGGAUAGUCUUUAAAUAUUUUCAUCUAAGUUAGAAUAAGAAUUGAUAAACUAUUAUCAUCAAACAAAAUAUUAAAACUAAAUAGUAAAAGUGCUAUAUUUUGUAUUGUUUUUCAGUCAAGCCACACUUCUUGAUUGUCAAGAAAUAAUUUAAAAAUAAUCUAUAUUUAUAGGUGGAGAGAUUUUUAAACAAAAUCUAACUUCUUAAUAGAUAUUCUUAGAUAAAUAAUAAUACUAUAUUGAAGAUCUUUAAGAAUCAAUUGAACAGAUAUAAAUAGAACCUGAUUAAUUUUUUGAGAAUUAAAAAGAAAAGAUGGAAAUAGAAAUUUAAUUAAAGCGAAUGACUUGCUAUGAUAUUCAUAAAUAUUUUAAUGAAAUUUAUCUGAAGUCAAAAGAAAAAGGCACUAUUUACUCUUAAGCAUCAAUUAAAUUAAGAUAUUAUCUAGAAAAAAUGUCUAAUAUUUUUUAUGAUUAUCCUCUAAACAAUAUUAAAAGUAUUUUAUUUUCAAAAUUGGCUGAAAAAAUAUAGGAUGAGAAUGCUCAAAAAUAAUAUUUAGAAAUAAGAUUAAGAAAUUGA
Molecule: messenger RNA, 2336 nt
Organism: Paramecium sonneborni
Lineage: Eukaryota; Ciliophora; Oligohymenophorea; Peniculida; Parameciidae
Source: the annotation of a GenBank genome assembly